Molecule: messenger RNA, 1222 nt
Organism: Suillus bovinus
Lineage: Eukaryota; Fungi; Basidiomycota; Agaricomycetes; Boletales; Suillaceae
Product: glucosamine-6-phosphate isomerase
Exons: 9
Coding region: 219-1085 (288 amino acids)
Biological process (GO): carbohydrate metabolic process; N-acetylneuraminate catabolic process; D-glucosamine catabolic process
Cellular component (GO): cytoplasm
Molecular function (GO): glucosamine-6-phosphate deaminase activity; identical protein binding
Source: RefSeq, a predicted model, not a curated record
UGAUCCUUAAUGGCGAUUAGGACUCAUGUCAUGUGUUAUUAUUGUUUGAGCACAUGGCCAAGACACUGCCAGCCUGCCAUAUGCUAGUGGAUGCGAAGGCAGCGCUUCCACCUAAUCUUCGGAACAUGGGUCCAUGUAAUACUUAAGGCCUCAUUCCUUGAAGCUGGAAUCCAUAGACACUCUUGUCUCCCAUCAAGUACUUACUGUAGAUUGCCGCUAUGCGUCUUAUCAUCCGCGACGACCCUGCUGCUGUCGGUGACUAUGUCGCCAACUACAUUGCCAAACGCAUUAAUGACUUCGCACCCACCGCCGACAAACCUUUCGUGCUCGGUCUCCCAACCGGCUCCUCUCCUAUUCCAACUUACAAAGCCCUCAUCAACAAAGUCAAGCAGGGCAGCUUAUCGUUCAAGCACGUCAUCACUUUCAACAUGGACGAGUAUGUCGGCAUUCCUCGCGACCACCCAGAGUCCUACCAUACAUUCAUGUUCCGCGAGUUUUUCUCCCAUAUCGAUAUUCCCCCUUCCCAAGUCAAUUUACUGGAUGGAAACGCCGAAGACUUGGUCGCGGAAUGCAACACAUACGAGUCCCGCAUCAAGCAGUGUGGAGGUAUCGAACUCUUCCUGGGUGGUAUCGGCGAGGAUGGUCAUAUCGCAUUCAACGAGCCUGGCUCGUCCCUCGCCUCCCGUACCCGCAUCAAGACACUCGCUUAUGACACCAUCCUCGCCAACGCCCGCUUUUUUAACAACAACAUUGCUGCUGUCCCCCGUAUGGCCCUUACAGUCGGUGUUGCCACAGUGCUUGAAUCAAGGGAAGUCGUGGUUGUGGUCACGGGCCAGAGAAAGAGCUUAGCUCUUAGCAAGGCUAUCGAGGACGGCGUAAACCACCUUUGGACUCUCUCGGCGCUGCAACUCCAUCCUUGGGCGUUAAUUGUAGUUGAUGAAGAUGCUACAGCUGAGCUGCAUGUCAAAACAGUCAAAUAUUUCAAGUCAAUCGAACGCGUGCAAGAUGAGGUGGAGCAACGGCAGGCGGAACUGAAGGCGAGAGGUCGGACAGAGCACCAGGGGCAGGUCGGCAGCAUGGAGUGAUGUUUUUCUGUCCAUACUAUGAGAUAUGAUGAUCAAGUAGAACAGAUAAGAUGUUUAGAACUGUAAUUUUCUUCAGUUAAACAGACAUCAGAUUUGCGUCCAACCAAUAUUUUGAUCUCACUUGUCGUGUCACUUAG